AUGCUUGGCGUUGCUGUGGUUUUUCUCCAACAGGUCUCAGAACGCGCGGCCGCCUGUUCGAGUCUUGGCUGUAGCUGGUCCCUCGCUUGGGAUGGGAAUGCUCGCUCGCAGCAAAGCUUGGCUGGUUUCAAUCCGCAAGCAACCCUGCGUUCCUGGGAGCUCGAGGAAAUUGAGUUUGACACUGUGGGCACAGAGAGACUCGAGAAGGACCAGAGCGGUACAAACCUCCAGAGCACGCAGCCACACAAGAACAAAUAA
Messenger RNA from Clonostachys rhizophaga, 258 nucleotides. The record is from the annotation of a GenBank genome assembly. Lineage: Eukaryota; Fungi; Ascomycota; Sordariomycetes; Hypocreales; Bionectriaceae.